CAGUGGCAGGUAGGCCAUGAACUUGGAACCAUGGAAGGCGAUGCAGGAGAGAUCACGCUGCAGUACGUCGCGGUCAGCUCGGUCGAGAAGCUGGGUGAGGUCUUGAAACGCCAAUGUGGAACCAGCAAAGACUUCUGGUUCGGCACCGUUGUAAGCUCUGAACAUCAAGAACUUGCAAGCAAGUUGCCUGGGCUACAUGUCGGACCUUUUUGGGCAGCUGAAGCUUUCACGCAUUGCUAUGCAUCACAGUCCGCAGAUCCAGAUGCCGACUUCGCAGCCUUGACCAACCGCUACGGCUUGGGACAACGCAGCAAGAAACCGGGCAGGAAAUGUGGAGCUCCUGGCAUGAUUUACCUCCUCCUUAAUCAGAGCGGCUUCUCCAAACUGUACAAAUACAACAUGGAGCUUGCUGCUGCUCCCAAAGCUAAGGUGACGAAGGCGAGCAAGGGCGACGCGAGAAAAGCUUUAGGCAAGCGUUCCAAAGGGAGCCGAGCUUCCAAAACUCAGCCCAUCGAUGCGGAGCUCAUCCUCGAUGAAGCCACGUCGCCGCAACAGAAGAAGAGCAGGACAGCCGUGGUGAACGAUCCUUUGGCCAGUCCAUGGCCAAGUUCUCGUUCUCGGCGUCACGACACCCCAGACUCUCCCAGGCUCAGCCAUGCCGCCAACAAGCAUGAUCUUCAUCGUCGUCAGGUGGCAGUGAUUCAGAAGAGAUUGGAAGAACUGCUGCCCAGUCUCCCGCUGGAUCAGUUGUCGACGAGUUGGGCUCUCACGAAACUGGAGGAAUCCAUGCGGAAGCGGAAGGGCAAAUUUGAUGAGUUCCGGGCUGAUGUCGAGCGCAUCAUCAUUGCUUAUGUCACUAAGAAAUCUGCAGCCAAAGCUAUCGCUGCACGCAAGAAGAAACCUGUUGAGGAGGAGUCAGCCAAGACGGCGACCUCAACACAGGCAGAGCAUGGAAACGAAGAUGAAGAGGUCCCUUCAACGAUGACUGGUCCACAGACAGAAGAUGUGGCAGAAGACCUGGAUGUUGCAGAGCCAAAGGAACUCGUUCGCGAAGCGCCAGAAGUCGACAUUCCAAGGACGGCCUCGCAAGCGGUUUCGCCUGUUCAAAUCGACUUGGAGACCCAGGAGCUUUCCGACCAUGAGAUACUUCCGGAUGCUGAGGAGAUGGUGGAGGUGGACCAUUGGGGCCUGGCAUUCUUCUCAAUGGCUGAGGUGGACCAUUGGGGCUUCCAAGUGGCACUCAGUCAGCUCCGUGAAUGUGCAGGUCGACCACCUUCAGAUGCCAUUGCCAUCCUCACCGCACUCCUGGCCUCGCGACCCAGUCAAGAACUUCUGUCUUUCGGAGCUUGGGAGGCUGCCUUGGGCGCCCAUGAACGGAUGACCUCCAACCGUCGUGUGGCGCGCCUGGCACGGAAGGUGAAGGAGCGGUGGAAGGCCAUGGACGAUGCCAAGAAGGAACAGAUGCUGUACCGAAAGGCCCUGACGGCCAUCGAGCAGUUGAAGACCUUGGGUGAUGACAAUGCACCCAGCCCUGAGAGUUGAAAAAA
Messenger RNA from Cladocopium goreaui, 1547 nucleotides. NCBI's taxonomy places the organism in Eukaryota, Dinophyceae, Suessiales, Symbiodiniaceae. The record is from the annotation of a GenBank genome assembly.